This is a messenger RNA of Parastagonospora nodorum SN15, 1743 nucleotides long. RefSeq lists its product as hypothetical. Gene Ontology annotation, molecular function: ATP binding; protein serine/threonine kinase activity. NCBI's taxonomy places the organism in Eukaryota, Fungi, Ascomycota, Dothideomycetes, Pleosporales, Phaeosphaeriaceae. The record is from RefSeq and is a predicted model, not a curated record. Gene Ontology annotation, biological process: protein phosphorylation. The transcript has a single exon. Bases 1 to 1743 code for a protein of 580 amino acids.
AUGGCGGUCUUUACCUUCGACGAAGACGAUGCGCAGCUCCCUGCACCAAGGACGCAGGGGCCUGUGCCUACCAUGAGCUACGCCGACGUCGCUGCGAGCGAGAAGAUGGCGCUGGACGCGCCCCAGGUGCCCCUCCACGUUGGUACCCCGCCGAUAAAUAUUGUGUCGCCAGGAUCGAAGCGCGCAGUGCUGCUCCCAGCAGAGAAGCAGCCUCAAGGACCGGAGAAGUUGGAUUUCGACAUGGUCAUGAAGAAGGCGCAGAAGAACAAGAAGAAGAAAAAGAAGACACUGAAGGGCGCACCGGCCGCAAACAUCACGCGCGGUUUCCACACACCCGUCACUUCCGGAGGAGAAGAGUCGGACUACUCCAUGGCUGCUACUCCGCGCUUCGGACCCGCUAUCUCUGGACUUCCCAGCGUCACCAGCAGCCCUUCGCUCAGGCCCAUUUCUUCCAUGGGAGGCAUUAGCAGUCUGAAGGCCCAGCUUGAGUCGUUGAACCUUGCGCCGAGGGAGGAUUCACCGCUGAAGGGAGUUUCUAUGUCUCGAGUUGUAUCUCAACUGUCCAGCAACACCAGCAUGUCCGGGUUGGACAGCGACAGUGACCGCACCGAGAUGGAGAGCUACGAGGUGAACCUUGAUGAGGAUUUCAGCAUGGAUGCGACGUCGAAGGCCUCGACCAUGCUCAACAGCGGCAUGUCGCGCAAGAUGACGGCUGAUGACUUUGAGCCCUUGAUGUGUCUUGGAAAGGGCAGCUACGGUACCGUGCUACUGGUCAGGCAGCGUGCAACUGGUCGACUUUUCGCCCAGAAGCAGUUCAAAAAGGCCUCGAUCACAGUGCAUAAGAAGCUGAUCGAGCAGACCAAGACCGAGCGCAGCAUCCUGGAGAGCGUCAACCGACACCCGUUUAUUGUCAACUUGUACUACGCUUUCCAGGAUCACGAGAAACUCUACCUCAUUCUUGAGUACGCUCAGGGCGGUGAGCUCUUCCAUCACCUUGCUGCUGAGCGCAUGUUUUCGGAAGACGUGGCAGCCUUCUAUAUGGCUGAGAUGGUACUCGCUCUCGAUCACCUCCACCGCACCGUUGGCGUCAUCUACCGUGAUCUGAAGCCCGAGAACUGCCUGUUGGACUCAGAAGGCCACCUGCUUCUAACGGACUUUGGUCUCAGCAAAGUCUCCCUGGAUGAGGACAACCCAUGCAAGUCGUUCCUCGGCACCGUCGAGUACAUGGCCCCUGAAGUUAUCCAGGGCGUAGACUACGGGGCAGCAGUGGACUGGUGGUCGCUUGGAGCGCUCGGGUUCGAUCUGCUCACAGGCGCCCCUCCCUUCUCUGGCAACAACAACGCCAAGAUCCAAGAGAAGAUCCUCAAGUCCAAAGUUGCCCUGCCCUAUUACCUCAGCCUUGACGCAAAGGACCUCCUUACUCGUCUGCUGCGCAAAGAGCCCAAGAAGCGCCUUGGUUUCAACAUGCCCAAGGACUUGCAGACCAUCAAGAACCACCGCUUCUUCCGCAAGAUCAACUGGAAGAAGCUGGAGGCGCGGGAGUUGGAGCCACCGAUCAUCCCGCUCAUCACCGACCCAGAGCUUGCGGAGAACUUCGCCCAGGACUUUACCGAUCUGCCGCUUAGUCCGGUGUUGACGAAGAAGUUUGACGACUUGAUUAGCGAUGCACAAUCGAACCCAUUCGGAGGCUUCAGCUUUGUGGCCAGCGAAAGUUUGUUGGAGUGCGGAGAGUGGGGCUUUUGA